UGCAAGGCCGUUUCGGACACGGCUUAAUAAUGCGUACAAAUUUGAGGCUUUGACGAUCUACACGCGAUGAUGCUUUUGCCUUAGCAGCGGACGAGCCUAAGGAUUUCAUCAGAAAAGAUGGCGACCGAACCCAUGCUGAAUCCACAUCUGGCGAAGCAAGAUUUAUCUAAUCUCGAUGUAUCAAAAUUGAACCCUUUGUCACCAGAGGUGAUAAGUCGGCAGGCAACGAUAAACAUAGGAACCAUCGGUCAUGUGGCCCACGGUAAGUCUACCGUCGUCAAGGCCAUCUCGGGGGUCCAGACUGUUCGCUUUAAGAAUGAGCUGAUCAGGAAUAUCACCAUCAAAUUAGGAUAUGCAAAUGCCAAGAUUUACAAGUGCGACAAUCCUGCCUGUCCACGUCCAGGCUGCUACCGGUCAGCAGGCAGUAACAAGGAAGAUGUCUUUGCCUGCGACAGACAAGGUUGCAGUGGCAAAUUCAGACUUUUAAGGCAUGUCUCCUUCGUGGACUGUCCAGGCCAUGAUAUUCUCAUGGCCACCAUGUUGAACGGCGCUGCUGUGAUGGACGCUGCCUUACUUCUCAUUGCGGGUAACGAGUCCUGCCCCCAGCCCCAGACCUCUGAGCACUUGGCAGCCAUCGAGAUCAUGAAGCUCAAACACAUCCUGAUCCUACAGAACAAGAUUGACCUGGUCAAGGAGACUCAGGCCAGGGAGCAGUACGAUCAAAUCCUCCGAUUCGUCCAAGGGACGGUAGCAGAGGGGGCACCAGUCAUUCCCAUCUCGGCUCAGCUCAAGUACAACAUUGAAGUCAUCUGUGAAUAUAUCACCAAGAAAAUCCCCAUCCCGGUCCGAGAUUUCACGUCAGAGCCAAGACUUAUCGUGAUUCGGUCCUUUGAUGUGAACAAACCAGGAAGUGAGGUCAAAGACUUAAAAGGAGGCGUGGCUGGAGGCAGCAUAUUGAGGGGGGUGCUGCGGGUGGGACAAGAGAUUGAAGUACGUCCCGGGAUCGUAUCCAAAGACAGCGAGGGGAAGCUUCAGUGUAGACCCAUCUUCUCCAAGAUCAUCUCACUCUUUGCCGAGAAGAACGACCUCCAGUUCGCCGUCCCAGGAGGGCUCAUUGGAGUGGGUACCAAGAUUGACCCGACUCUGUGCCGAGCUGAUCGUCUGGUGGGACAGGUGCUUGGAGCUGUGGGUGCCCUGCCAGACAUCUACACCGAGCUGGAAAUCUCCUACUUUCUCCUGCGUCGCCUGCUGGGAGUGCGGACGGAAGGAGACAAGAAAGGCGCCAAGGUGCAAAAGCUGAGCAAAGGGGAGGCACUCAUGGUCAACAUUGGGUCCUUGUCCACCGGUAGCCGCGUCCUAGCGGUCAGGGCCGAUUUGGCCAAGAUCGUGCUGACCAACCCUGUGUGCACGGAGAUCGGUGAGAAGAUUGCUCUCAGCAGACGAGUCGAGAAGCACUGGAGAUUGAUCGGUUGGGGGCAAAUCAGGAAGGGAAUCACCAUCAAGCCCACGGAGUCAUGAGGUGUCGUUAUGUUUGUCCUGUUUUGAGUGUCACUUCACUUUUCUUCUUUUUCAUGUACAGUCACCAUCUUGGUCUUGUACCCUGACUUGUACUAUAGGAAGAGAUUAACACAUUAAUCACAUCAUGACACCUGUUCGUAUAUUUUCUAUUUGGAGACCCCAAUUCGCAAAGGCUCGUUAAAUGCAAAAAGGCCGCUCUGUCUGUUAAAUGAAGGAAUUUUGGUUAAGAUGAAACCCCCCCUUUAGUUUCUAAUUAAUGAGACUUUUGGGACGAAUUUCAUUUAUUCAUGCAAUACCCGUCAUUCUUUGUGCACAUUCUGUGACGCACCACUACCGCUCCAUUCAAUCCUGAACAUCUCCAGCUUUCCCAUUAAAAUAUCUGUCAUCCAAAUGACCAGAUACCCCACAUGCACCCAAAACAUAAAUGGACACCAGCCAUUCAUUUCGAAAUUACAAAACACCAGACACAAAGAUGUGUUAUACUUAGCUUCUAAGAGAAACAACACCUGCAUUUUCUCUUGAACCAGAUGUCAUCCAGGGCUUUUUUAACCACUUGCUGUCGGGUGGUUUGAAAAAUGCAGUGCACGUAAUUGGGACUUUUUCAAGAUUUUCAGUU
This is a messenger RNA of Acanthaster planci (crown-of-thorns starfish), 2134 nucleotides long. Its product is annotated as eukaryotic translation initiation factor 2 subunit 3. Gene Ontology annotation, cellular component: cytosol; eukaryotic translation initiation factor 2 complex. The record is from RefSeq and is a predicted model, not a curated record. Gene Ontology annotation, biological process: formation of translation preinitiation complex. NCBI's taxonomy places the organism in Eukaryota, Metazoa, Echinodermata, Asteroidea, Valvatida, Acanthasteridae. Gene Ontology annotation, molecular function: tRNA binding; GTP binding; translation initiation factor activity.